AUGCUUGACAGCUCAAUGUGUGCUCCAGAGUUUAACACCAACAACAACAACAACACGACCACCUUCUCACAGAUUUUGGUAAUCUCAUCCAUUGGCUUGCUCUUAGCCCUUGCUCUGCAUUACCAUCUCAGGAAGAUACGUCACUCCAAGAACAUCCCUCGUCUCAGACGGUCUCACAAACACAAAGGCCAUGAGAAGCUUGAGAGAUUCUCUCACUACGUUGUGCGGCAAAUGGGAUUCAAGGACAGGAGAGAAUGUCCUCAUCUCUGCAAAUUAGCCAAUGAGUACAUAAGGAAAUCAGGUUGCUGCGAGGAAGACAUUUACAGCUUCUUCUCUGAAGAGCCUAAUGCUGAUACUCUCUUCAUCAAGCUCGUUGAGGAGUUUGAGAGAUGUAUUCUCAGUUACUUUGCUUACCACUGGAGCCAUGCAGAUCUCAUGAUCAGUCAGAUACUCAGCGCUGAUGUUGAGCCCAAGAAGAAGCUCAAGCACAUUGUCAUGGCAGCAACAAGGGAUCAGAGGUUUGAGAGGGUGACUAAGAAUCUAAAAGUGGCAAGAGUGUUCAACACAUUGGUAGAGGAAAUGAAAGCAAUGGGGAUAGCAUCUGUUGAUGACUCGGAAUGUACAGAAGUGAUGGCUCCAGUUGCACACAAGGACAGAAGCCCUGUUCUACUCCUUAUGGGUGGUGGUAUGGGUGCAGGAAAGAGCACUGUCCUUAAAGAGAUUCUCAAAGAACCAUUUUGGGCAGGAGCAGAUGCUGUGGUGAUCGAAGCUGAUGCUUUCAAAGAAUCUGAUGUGAUAUACAGAGCUCUAAGCUCCAGAGGCCAUGCUGAUAUGAUCAAGACUGCUGAAUUCGUUCACCAAUCAUCAACAGAUGCAGCAUCAUCACUACUAGUAACAGCUCUCAACGAAGGGAGGGAUGUGAUAAUGGAUGGAACACUCUCGUGGGUACCAUUUGUGGUACAGACCAUAACCAUGACGAGGAACGUGCAUCGCCACCGUUACAGAAUGGGAGCUGGCUACAAGGUUGGUGAAAACGGAGACGUCAUAGAGAACUACUGGGAACGCAUAGGGGAAAGACAACAGCUGCAAGAGGAUGGGAAGGAGAGAAAGCCAUACAGGAUAGAGUUAGUUGGAGUUGUCUGCGAUGCCUACUUAGCAGUGAUUCGCGGCAUUAGGAGAGCAAUAAUGUGUAGAAGAGCAGUGAGGGUGAGAUCUCAGCUGAGAUCUCACAAGAGGUUUGCAGAUGCGUUUCUUACUUAUUGCAACUUAGUUGACAAUGCUAGGCUUUACUGCACCAAUGCUCUUGAAGGUUCUCCAAAGAUGAUAGCAUGGAAAGAGAAGGAGAAGACAUUAUUAGUGGAUCCAGAGGAGAUAGACUGUUUGAAGAAUGUAGGGAGGCUAAACGAGAAUGCAGAGUCAAUUUACGAGUUAUACAGAAGACCAAACCCUGCUUGUGAAGCUGGAUCAAUAUGGAAAGACAUUGUUCUGUCUCCUUCCAGGUUCAACAUUCAGCAGGAGCUCAAAUACUCAAUCCAGAAAGUGGAGAGAUUCAAACAGUAUCUUCAGGAUACACCAAAGUCAGAAACAGAGCAAAAAGAUGUAACUUCCUAGCUUUUGUUUCCUAGCUAUGUUACCC
Eruca vesicaria subsp. sativa (arugula) is the source of this 1636-nucleotide messenger RNA. NCBI's taxonomy places the organism in Eukaryota, Viridiplantae, Streptophyta, Magnoliopsida, Brassicales, Brassicaceae. The record is from the annotation of a GenBank genome assembly.